Messenger RNA from Acanthopagrus latus (yellowfin seabream), 723 nucleotides. It is a transcript of the gene psmg4, whose product is annotated as proteasome (prosome, macropain) assembly chaperone 4. Lineage: Eukaryota; Metazoa; Chordata; Actinopteri; Spariformes; Sparidae. The record is from RefSeq and is a predicted model, not a curated record. The transcript has 3 exons. Gene Ontology annotation, biological process: proteasome assembly. Bases 111 to 485 code for a protein of 124 amino acids.
UGGGCUGCCGUUCUUCUCCAACCAGGAAGUGGCUCUUUCUGUUUCUGUUUACAGCUAGCACGAGUUCGAGUGGUCACUGGCCACAGCUAGUUCAGUUAAAAAUAAACAAGAUGAACGAAACACAGAACGGAGCGGCGUUUGAUGCCAUUACGGUGCACAAUUUCUCAGAGAAGAUUCUGGAGCAAGUCGUACACUUUCACGUCAUGAAGCUCAGCGGCGGGUUUUUCCUUUGGAUCGGUUCGACUCCGGUGCUGUCCAACCUGGCGGUGUCAAUGAGCAGCAAAUAUGAUUCAAUGCCUUUAUCUACAUUAGUCAUGGGGGACCCAUCCAACACUGCUCCAAAUUCCUUGGCACAGAGAUUAGCAAAGAAGACCAAAAAGCAAGUGUAUGUGAGUUACAGUCUUCCAGUGACAGACUCCAACCUCAGUCUGCUGGUGGAGAACAGGAUCAAAAAGGAGCUGGAGCUUCACCCUGAACACUUUUAAAACACACUUUUGUGUUGAACUGAGGACGUGUAGGGCAACAUAAAGGAGCAGGUGCUUCUCAUUUCUGUUCUGUGGACUAGCUUACUCCUUCCUCCUGUAAUCAACACAAUAACCACAGGCAGCCACAUCAAGUGUUCUUUUAUUGACAUAAUAAAUUAAGUGGUUUAUUAUCAAAACAUGUAGGCCUAUGGCUUUUUGUACAAAUGCAUCAUAUUAAAAAAAUAACACUUAGAAAACA